This is a messenger RNA of Sabethes cyaneus, 4322 nucleotides long. It is a transcript of the gene gish, whose product is annotated as casein kinase I. Gene Ontology annotation, biological process: signal transduction; peptidyl-serine phosphorylation; positive regulation of canonical Wnt signaling pathway. Gene Ontology annotation, molecular function: protein serine/threonine kinase activity; ATP binding. The transcript is spliced from 10 exons. Gene Ontology annotation, cellular component: cytoplasm; nucleus; plasma membrane. Bases 212 to 1465 code for a protein of 417 amino acids. Lineage: Eukaryota; Metazoa; Arthropoda; Insecta; Diptera; Culicidae. The record is from RefSeq and is a predicted model, not a curated record.
GAUAGUUUGAAAUUUGAAUUGCUGAGGCUUCUCGCCGUACCAAAAGACCAGUCAUUGGAUGGAAAACAACUGUUUCAGUCGUAUUCACAAGUCUAUUACAGUGUGCUGCUAGUUAGUGGCGAGCAGUUGUCGUCUAAUUAGGAUAUCGUAAAGAAGCUUCGUUGGGUGUCCGGCACUAGGAGUAAACAUUUUGUUGACACGCAAUGCACCUAUGAUAGCCUAUGAUAAGUGGUACUCUGUGAAGCAGGUCUCGUGUCAUGUAUAUGUAAAUUUGGACAUAUUGUUCGGACGUUUUCUUCAAGUAGGGAAGAACCUAUACAACAAUGAACACGUAGCAAUAAAAAUGGAGCCAAUGAAAUCAAAAGCACCCCAACUGCACUUAGAGUAUAGGUUUUACAAAUUACUAGGAUCACAUGCAGAAGGUAUACCGGAGGUAUACUACUUCGGUCCCUGUGGCAAAUACAAUGCACUAGUUAUGGAAUUACUCGGUCCCUCACUAGAAGAUCUGUUCGAUCUGUGCGGCCGGCGAUUCUCGCUGAAGACAGUACUCAUGAUAGCAAUACAAUUACUCCACAGGAUCGAGUAUGUGCAUAGUCGUCACUUAAUUUAUAGAGAUGUAAAACCAGAAAAUUUUCUAAUCGGUAGAAGUUCAAAUAAACGUGAUAAAAUUAUACAUAUAAUAGAUUUUGGUCUCGCCAAAGAGUAUAUUGACUUAGAUACGAAUAAACACAUACCAUAUCGAGAACACAAGUCGCUGACGGGCACGGCGCGGUACAUGUCGAUCAAUACGCAUAUGGGCAAGGAGCAGUCCAGGCGUGACGACCUGGAGGCGCUCGGUCACAUGUUUAUGUAUUUCUUAAGAGGUUCACUGCCAUGGCAAGGUCUGAAAGCCGAUACACUCAAAGAGCGAUACCAAAAAAUUGGUGAUACGAAACGGGCGACACCGAUCGAUGUGCUGUGCGAGGGACACCCAGAGGAAUUUGCGAAAUACCUGCGUUACGUGCGGCGGCUAGACUUUUUCGAAACACCUGAUUACGAUCACUUACGGAGAUUAUUUCAAGAUUUAUUCUAUUUUAAGGGUUAUGUAGACGACGGUGAAUUCGACUGGACCGGCAAGACGAUGUCAACCCCCGUUGGAUCGUUGCAGACCGGCCAUGAAGUAGUUGUAUCACCAAACCGAGAAAGACACACACCUGUAAAUAAGCAGACGAACUCGAAGGGAGGUGUCGCCGCCUGGCCGGACGUGCCCAAACAGACUGGAACCUUGGGCAACCUAACGCCGGCCGACCGACAUGGUUCAGUUCAGGUCGUAAGUUCAACCAACGGAGAAUUGAAUGCCGAUGAUCCCACAGCAGGACAUUCGAACACACCCAUCACUCAGCAGCCGGAAGUGGAACUGAUCGACGAAACAAAAUGUUGUUGUUUCUUUAAACGAAAGAAGAAGAAAUCAUCCCGUCAAAAAUGACUAGAAGCAGUGCAAUGUAGUCCGGAACGUGAGGCUGUCAAGCUGCUACGAGCAACGUCACACUCCAACUCGCGCGAUAGCGUGCUGAAUCCAAGCCAGGAUUACAUCCAGGCGUCGUCGCAGCAUACGAUCAGAUAUCCAUCCACCUCUGUACUGGCAUCGACACCGAACGCCACCACGCCGACACUUCCAUUGUAAUUUAUUGCUAACUAUUAUUAUACUAAUCCAGAUUAAUAAUUAAUUAAUUAUUAAAUUAUUUAUUAUAAUUUACCGCGCGGUGUUGCAUCCCCCACGAAACAAACAAACAAACAAACAAAAAUAUGAAACGCGAAAAUCAUCUUCUGUUUACGACCAUGAUUCUAUUCGAAACAAAUACGCUAUUUUGACGCGUACCCGGUUGUGUCCGCUUACGGUCAAUCCGGUGUCCGUCGUGCGUGCAUGCGUCGUCGGGUCGAAUGCAUACGAAACGUGAACGCGUUGUGUGUCCCCGCCAAAAACCAAAAAAAAACAAACAUCCAACUAAUUCGAUUUCAACCGACCACCCGAAUCGCCCGUGUCAUGUCAUCAUCCCAAAAAACGAAAAAAAAAACGACGAAACGACGAGUAGUGACUUUGAUGAUGACAUUGAUUUCGAUCCCGACGACCUCACGAUCCUGUUGCACUUUUUCCGCAAACUCUGAGACCGGCUUCCGAUCUCCCAGAAGAGAUCCUGCAGACGACUGCUACUAUCGGCCACUACUCUGUCUAUCCGAUUCUUAGUAGCCCUAGAACAUCACCAUAUCAGCCGAUUGCAUUUCACUGUAAAUUCUACUACUACUACUACUACUGCUAUCACCACUUUUACGAACCUAGAACAGAGUACAACAGAACAACUGGUCACCAGCAACACCACUACCACCACCACCACCACCACAUCUUCUAUUACGUUUUCCUUCUAGUAGUACCACCCAAGAAUUAGUCAAAAAAAUCCCCUCCUAGUGACAGCAUUUCCCUCUCUAAAGUCCGUGCAGAAUAGAUUAGGCAUACCGAACAGACGGAAACAAAAACAAAAAUCGAAACAGAACAUUGUAAUAGAGAAAGACAACAUUCCAUUUCCCUCCGCCCGGGUCACGUGUCGCCGCCACGAGCGGGACCCACUAAUUGAAUAGUCCCAGCAACUCAACCGAACUGGCUGGCACUUUAUCCCGACGUGGUGGCUGGCACCUAGGGCUAGGAACAGAAGCAGCCUAUCCAGAUAGACAGAAGACUCCGCUCUCACUCUCCUCUCUGAUGCUAAUCUACUACUCUACUACCUACCUCUCCAUCCAGCUAUCUUUCUAUCAAUUUAUCUAUGCAAACGCGAACCAAUAUCCUUCCCAGUACAAAACAAAAAAAAACAGAAACUCGGUCGUAGCAGGAAUCUGUAUCGUUCGUCUGCAUCAUCACAACAAAAGCGUCACUCAAGCGGUAAAUUCCGACUGCUACAAUUAGUAGUACACCCACCCAGCUUCUUCUUCACAGGGUGGUACUAAUGUUUUUCCAACAAGAAAGCGUGUUGUGUAAGGUUUAAUACCAACUAGUAAAGUUGCAAAUGAGGAUCACAAAAUUUUUUAAGCAUUUCGACCGGUUCUAGUACCAUUGCAAACGCUUUUUGUUUUACAAAAACAAACCAACAUUAGUCAAAUCGUGUCUUUUUUCUCUCGAUCGCGUCAUUAAUUUUAUACCCUCAAAAAAAACUUUUUUUUUUGAGCAACGAUCGUUUUCGGGUUCAAGAGUUGCGUCAACCUUCGGUUGGUUCACAUCAAACAAAACUUGGCAAAGCUUCUUUCCAUCGUAUACAUAGUGAGUCCUUUUCAACCCCUAACCAAGCGUGCAUUUAUGCCGUACUACACGGCAGCUUACUUUACUUAGAGACUUUCUUCUAUAAAUAGUAGUUUUUUGUUUUGUUUUUGUUUUUUCUAAACUACUACUUACUCAAUCAAAGAGAUCCCCUCAGCAAAGAAGAAAAAAAAAGUGAAAUAUGAUGCUCGAAAACCCUACACACGUUCCCUUCCGUGUUGGAACAUUUUUAACGGCUAUCGAUCGAUCGAUCGAUUGAUAUGACCCUUCAUGUCAUGGAAAAAAGAUGUCUACUAGAAAAACCAAUCUGUUUAGAACGAAUCAGUCAUUUUUGCUUAGCGUUAAGCGUUGAAGAACAAAAAACAGACUAGGACGAACAAAAUCUCUCAAUCAGAGCGUGGUGUAGAAGAAAGGAAGGACGGAAGAAAGGAAAGAAAGAGAAAGAGAAAGGAAGGAGCGUGUUAUAAAAUGCAAGGCAGCAUACUGUGUUUUUCAUAUUUUCCGUUUAUUUUUCUGUUCUUUAAGAAAACUAACCGAAUGGAAAACAAAACACUACUAAACUAGUUAUAAUAGUCGUUACUUUAUUUCCUUUUAUAAAGUGUACUGUAUGUAUGUUUUAAAACGGUCCAGCAAAGUGUGUAAAAUUGAGAAAAGAGUAUGAACCGUUUGUUAUCUAAAACAGAUAAAAAAGAAGUUUGCUGAAAAAAAAACAACCAACAGCAUAGAGAGAAACAAAAAAAGCAAAAAAAAUCACACGAGAUGAGCACUGUGAGAGUCUGUUGAUUUUGUUCUUUUCUUUUUCGUUUAAUCUAAUUGUGAUAUAAAUAGUUUCUUUUGUAUAGUGUAUAUUUUUACAGCGUACCAUUUAAGAGCAUAUUUAAGUCAGCAAGAAACUACUAGACCUAGAUGAAAAGAGAUGAAACAGAACGAGUGCAAAUAAAUUGAGAAAGAGAGAGAGAGAAAAAAACAGUGCGAGAAAGCGAUAGAAUGACAGAGACCGAGAGAAAACAGUGAAAAUGAGAGACAAAAAUAAAAACGA